Haliaeetus leucocephalus (bald eagle) is the source of this 1147-nucleotide messenger RNA. RefSeq names its product solute carrier family 35, member F2 (gene SLC35F2). The annotation marks the transcript as partial. Lineage: Eukaryota; Metazoa; Chordata; Aves; Accipitriformes; Accipitridae. Gene Ontology annotation, biological process: transmembrane transport. The transcript is spliced from 7 exons. Gene Ontology annotation, molecular function: transmembrane transporter activity. Gene Ontology annotation, cellular component: membrane. The record is from RefSeq and is a predicted model, not a curated record.
GCAUAUUCUGAAAACAAUAAUUCUGGGCCAGAUGCUCUCCUUGUUUAUCUGUGGGACUGCUGUUACAAGCCAGUAUCUAGCAGAACAAUACCAAGUGAAUACUCCAAUGUUUCAAAGUUUUAUCAACUAUUCUUUGCUGCUUCUAGUUUAUACAACAAUGCUGGCAUUUAGGACUGGCAGUGACAGUCUUUGGCAAAUUUUGAAACAGAGGUGGUGGAAGUAUAUUUUUUUGGGACUGGCUGAUGUUGAAGCCAAUUACAUGAUUGUAAAAGCCUACCAAUACACGACCCUCACAAGUGUGCAGCUGCUGGACUGUUUCGGGAUUCCUGUGCUGAUGGCUUUGUCAUGGUUCAUUCUCCGUGCAAGAUACAGGCUGAUCCAUUUUCUUGCUGUUGCCGUCUGUUUGCUGGGUGUAGGAACAAUGGUGGGUGCGGACAUUUUGGCAGGGAGGCAGGACAGUGAAGGUAGUGACGUGGUGAUUGGAGAUGUCUUAGUGCUUCUUGGUGCUUCUUUGUAUGCCAUUUCUAAUGUGAGUGAGGAGUACAUUGUGAAAAAUCUGAGCAGAGUGGAGUUUCUAGGAAUGGUGGGCUUGUUUGGGACUAUUAUCAGCGGUCUACAGCUAGCCAUUGUGGAACAUAGGGAGAUAAUGAGAAUUCAGUGGAACUGGAAAAUUGCAUUACUGUUCACAGUCUUUGCCCUGUGUAUGUUUGGGCUGUAUAGCUUCAUGCCAGUAGUGAUUAAAGUUACCAGCGCAACCUCAGUCAACCUGGGUAUUCUGACUGCGGAUCUCUACAGUCUGUUCUUUGGGCUUUUCCUCUUUUUCUAUAAGUUUUCAGGUCUUUACAUCCUGUCCUUCGUUAUCAUCAUGGUGGGCUUCAUCUUGUAUUGCUCCACUCCAACUCGGACAGCAGAACCCACUGCCUUGCCACAGCCCGGCAGCACUGGCUUGGACAACGCUGCACUAAAGCUCGAGGAGAAUGACAGUGAAACUCCAGCCAUAACUGUACAGUUCACAAGAGGAGAAGCUGUGGUGGUCAGCACUGAUUAAAGAAAUGGCAACGUUUCAACAUAGAACUUUUUUUUAUUUUACUGCCAAAUUUCCCUCAAAUAUUAAUCUGGAGAAUUGUUCUACUGCCAAGGCAUAUGU